AUGGGAGGCCCCAGAGUUCCAGAGCAAGCAUCUCUGGAGCGGCUCAAGGCUCUGGAUGGGCUCCUCACCACGGCGGCGCAACUGGAUGAGGCCCGGAAACUAUGCACUCACUGGUCCAGGGCGGAGAUGAGCCUGCGAUGGCUGCUUGGGAAAUUGAAGGCAUCACCCGAUGUACGUCGGGAUUCUGCAAGCUGGGACUUACUAUGUUCGUGUCUGCGGCUUUUGUCGCCUCAGCGAGUAGCUUCUGUGCUGGCUCAGAAUGGAUUCAUCAACGCUCUGCACGCGACGUGUGCGGAUUCGGAUUUGCCAUUCAUUACUCUGCGAGCUGUUGCUGGACUCGUCCAUCUUCUGCUUGAGAUUGCGGACGGAAACGAUGGAGCGCCGAUCAAGUCUCUGCUCAUGACCGACUCCUCUAUUGCGGCAACAAUUUGCGGCGACUGGCUCCAAAAGGUGUACGAUGAAUGCAGUGGGAAUGUUCAGUCGCAGUCCCUCCUCUCUGAACAACCGAUGUUCUAUCCUGCAUUACGCAUCUGGGACCUGCGCAAGAAGACAGACGCUGAUGACGAGCUGUUCAACGCGAAUUGUUUAGUCCCCGCAUUGCAGCUGCUGACUCUGCUCCAAGAAGGGAGACCGUUGAGUCCUCGAAAGCGUGCGAGGGCAGCGCCGAAUGCUCACAUAAGACAAGAUUACAAGCGUUCCUUGGAGUCUCUGGUAGCUAAUCACACCGUCCUCCCCGCUAGGACGGCGUUCUUCAAAAAGGAUGGCCUUUCUGCUCGCAAACCAACCGGGCCAAAGGUCAGAAGAACGCAGCCGGCCCUCCAAGAGAGAUUGGGCUCCCUAAAGAUGGCAAUCUUGAGCAGCGACUCCAAAAAGAUUCUCAGUACGGUGCAUUUGGUGCUGGACAUAGCCCUUCGCUCAAAGUCGACCCCAACUCCACGCCAUCGGAUCAGUGAAAGACCGUGGGUAGAAGAAGUCUUCUCAUCACUACGAAGCUGCUUUUCAAGCCAAGGACGAACACGGAAAAACAUCGCUUUAUCUGCCAUGGCUGAGGUACUGCUUGAUAAUUCCACCUUACUAUCGCCGUCAGUCUUAGCGGCGAUUGUCCAGGAGCAUGGGCUCUCAAACGGCAAUUCAGAGCUGUCCGCAGAUUGGCAAUUGAUCGCGAAAGUGAUUCAAGUAGAUGCGAACAUCUUCCUUGAUAAAACUCUCACGCAAUCCGUCCUUGAGGCCGUGGCCUCUGAUACCAUGAUUGGCAAGAAACAAGCGGCCGAAGCAGAUUUUUCUCCGGGUCUGCUUGAAGAAAGAAUCAUUGUCCCGAUCAUGAAGGUCUACGCACGUAGCCGAAACCUGGGAUCCUUCAUGCACAUGUGGCACACGCAGCUGGCCCAACUAAACGUCAUGAAGACACAGACAGUCUGGAGCCGUCUUGGCAUACCUUUUGCCACCGUCGUGGAAGGGUCUCUUCUCACCGAUGAGAUCUUUGCUUUGAUCGAUGACUAUAGCUCCAAAAUCAUCUCUUCGGCCUUUCAGAAAGACGUUGAUGGUGCUAAUGAAGCACAAUUGUCUAUACAUGCCGAUUUAGUCCUGCUUGAAGCUUUGCUGCGUGGUGCGCAGAGCGAUGACCUGAAGCAAAGACUGCGAGAAAAAGUAGACCUACUCUUCGAAAGCCUAGUGCGACUAGCUGAUGGCGAGACGUUAGGCUUAACGCGUGUCAUGCCUUGUCCGUUCUGGCAGACACUCACUCAGGUCUUCCAGCUAUGGCUGCCUUUCUGGGUGAAUGGUAAAGAGCCUAGCCAGGUUUCUCAGCGAGGAACGUCUGUCUUAUCCAGCGCGAUGUUCAAGCAGGCAAUUUCACAGUGUGAAGCAUCUGAUGAAACCAGCCGCCAAGCUAGCGCAUCUCUCGCAGCUCGAAUAUUCGUUGCUGUUGUAUGCGAUCGAUUUCAAGUCUUCGAUGAAGAUGGCGAGUGCGCAGGUCUAUGCCAAUCAGCGAUUGAGCACCUCGGCCAACAAAAGCGCGAUCCUCUUCCCGUUCUACUCAAAUUCCCCAAUCUGAUACCGAAGCUUCGGCCUGACACGCGCAAGCGAAUCCUUUCUUCGUUGCUGGAUGACAGGAGCAAGCAGCCAAUGACAGCAGCUCUGCAAAGCUGCCUCAAUGGCGAGUGCCUCCGCGACUUUGCGCAGGUUUGCGUAGAGCGACUGAAGGAAUGUCAAAGUGGUAAAAGCGCUACGCUCCGUGAGCUUGAGCCCCUGUCUGCACUUACAAGACUGGAUGCUCUUUUACUGGAACCGGGUCAGCACAUCGAAAUAAUCGACGCUGUAAUUGCACUUCCGCCGAUUGAUGGAGAUGAGUUUGGUUCUUCGCAACUUCAGCACCGCCUGUCAACCAUCAUUCACAUUCUCGAAAUUCCACGCUUUCAAGGUAAUCUUCUGAGUAAUGUCACUGGAUUCUGGAAUCUAGCCGACCUUUUUGGCCGUGACUACCACGAGGAUAGCCUGCCUCUGCUCGAAGAAGUUGUACGGUCUGCAGUUGGGUCAUGGCUGGCGAUGCAAGAUAAAAAGCAAUGUCGUGAAGCACUUGUGGAAUGGUCGAAGCGCAUCAAGAAGCACAUACGUAACUCCAGCAAGGAUAACGACUUUACCAAUCAGCAAGCUCACUUAGUUAUAGUCAAGGCGUCUAUCACUGCGCUGGAAAUCGGCGCUCAACAAGAACUCAAGGAGGAGCUCGUGCACAGAGAUCAGAAGACGGUUGAGCUGUGUUCCAGAACUUUGAUGAAAGACGCUCAGUCGCUAAUAUCGGCCUUGGCGAAAAGCAGUGGCCUGAAUGCAGCUACUACUGGCCGCUUGCAGCGCCUGAGUGGGGUUUUGGAGACUCUAGAAUCAUUGCCAGAUCUCUAUUGGCCCUCUUCCGAUCCAAACGAAGAGAUCACAAAUUUCUGUCGAUCUGUCUUUGACACCGUCCUUGCCGACGACUUCGACAGAGCCCUGAACACGGGCGUAUUGGUGGCCAACUUCCAACUGUGUUGCAAGCGUGCCAGGUAUUCAGGCGAUGCUCUCACAGCUCUGGCUCUGCGCCUCCUCCAAUAUGGUCUGGAAGCUGUGGAACAUCACAAAGUACUGCUUGCAUACGAGUAUGCCCUCACGCACGCAACAUUUGACUGGAAGUCAUCUGCGAUCAACAGCUUGCAUGAAGUCGAGAUCAUGCAGUCGACGUCUGCCUUGAUGCUUCUUCGAAAAUCCACAAUGGCACUGACCAAGGAAGAGGCUGAGUCCCACCCCGAGGCCGGCGUAUCAGAUCUAAUCCAUAAGAGCCUACAGGUCAUUGUAGAAGGGCACACUGUGCAUGUCCGCCGCACAGCUCUGCAGACAAUUGCUGAGAUGGUGAAAUUGAAACCGUUCCUGUUCAACCAAUAUGGCACCGAGCAAACGCUGGCAAGCAUACAUCGCCUCCUUCUCCAGCCUGCGUCUGGCUCUGAAUUGUACCUGGACAUCUGCAACCUCCUUGCAGCCAUGUUAAGACAGCACCAAUCGCGAUUGCAAGGACGCUCUCACGUGGUGCUGACCGUGUUCCACGGACUCAUCACCUGCUUACUCGAGAGACCAUCGAAGAAUGCAGUCAGUCACGCAAAUGCUCUCGCGAGGCUUCUGGAGACUUUCUGCAACCCCCUCGUGCGACCCAAGAGGAAUAGCUCUAUGCUUGUCGACGAAGCUCGAAGAGCACAAGCACACGCCGGUCGGUAUGCACGCUACAUCCUGCAUGAUUACUGCAGUGCUGUCCUGACCGGUACGUUGGGAGAAGGAGUAAGGGAUGCUCUGUUGCAAGGCUUGUGGGCUGUCAUUAAAGCCAUGGAGAUCAACAAUUCGGAAGGCAUCAAGUCGCUGAGCGCUGCAAUGAACAACAGUGAGAGAGCGGUUUUGAGGACACUGUAUGAAGACUACAAGAGGUCGGGCAAGUGGGAGGGGCUGUAG
Messenger RNA from Lecanosticta acicola, 3966 nucleotides. The record is from the annotation of a GenBank genome assembly. Lineage: Eukaryota; Fungi; Ascomycota; Dothideomycetes; Mycosphaerellales; Mycosphaerellaceae.